AUGGGUUCUUCUUUGGCGGCCCUCGUGUCGAUAGUGGCUGCCGCCGACAGCGAGGAUGCAGCCUGCUCUGCUGGAAAGCAGCACUGGCGACCACCAGAACUCCUUGCAAGGAAGCCGUUGAUCUACAUCAUUGAUAACUUCGCAACCAAGGAGGAAUGCCAGCAGGUCUUUGCGGGAAGUCACGGGCGCAUGGAGUCCGCGCGAGUCUGGUCAGGGAGCAUGGCCCGGCAAGCCAUGAACUCCUCGGUGAGAAGUGGUCUCACAACGACGUUGAACAAGCCAGAGAACUGGACAGCAGCAACGCGAGAGAUCAUCGAGCGUAUGGACGCGGCGACGAUGAUGCCCCACUCUGUGGGCCAGUAUCUUCAAGUCACGCAGUACGACGUCGGAGAUUCCUACGAGUUGCAUCGCGACUCAAGCAUAGAGGCAGCUCGGACCCUCACCGCGAUCCUUUUCUUGGAGGAGCCGGACGAAGGUGGCGAACUCAUCUUCCCCUGGGUGGAGGAUCUGGUUCCUGGCUCCGAGCUUCUGGGAGCCAAAGGC
Symbiodinium necroappetens is the source of this 543-nucleotide messenger RNA. The record is from the annotation of a GenBank genome assembly. Lineage: Eukaryota; Dinophyceae; Suessiales; Symbiodiniaceae.